AUGGGCCUUUUCAGCACGCACCCUUGGCUGUUUCGCCAUACCAUCGUCCAUCCAUGGCUCGUCCUACGGGAAGUGCGUCCCGCCGUGCGUGCGUCGACAACGCCAGCGACAGCGCAGCGAAGUGCAGGAGCGGGGACGGCUUCUUCAGGGGAGAGUUUGUCGACGAAACGGAGCGGGCGUGGUUGCUCUGGGGGCUCGAGGAAGCGAGGCAUGGCAUUGCCGACGAAGCGCCUCGCUCAUGCCGCGGCCAAGAGAAGACCAAGCGAGGAUCAGCUUUCAUGCUCCAUCGUACGUGCCUCUGUUGAUGCUUUAUGGAUCUGA
Messenger RNA from Purpureocillium lilacinum, 321 nucleotides. The record is from RefSeq and is a predicted model, not a curated record. NCBI's taxonomy places the organism in Eukaryota, Fungi, Ascomycota, Sordariomycetes, Hypocreales, Ophiocordycipitaceae.